Tupaia belangeri chinensis (Chinese tree shrew) is the source of this 1380-nucleotide messenger RNA. It is a transcript of the gene DLST, whose product is annotated as dihydrolipoamide S-succinyltransferase. Gene Ontology annotation, cellular component: oxoglutarate dehydrogenase complex; mitochondrion. The record is from RefSeq and is a predicted model, not a curated record. Lineage: Eukaryota; Metazoa; Chordata; Mammalia; Scandentia; Tupaiidae. Gene Ontology annotation, molecular function: dihydrolipoyllysine-residue succinyltransferase activity. Gene Ontology annotation, biological process: tricarboxylic acid cycle.
GGGAACUGCCCUCUAGGGAGACGUUCCCUGCCUGGGGUCUCCUUUUGUCAGGGACCAGGUUACCCUGAUAGCAGGAAGAUUGUAAUUAACAGCUCUAGUGUCUUCAACAUCAACGUUCGCUUCUUCAGAACUACAGCUGUGUGUAAGGAUGAUGUGGUUACAGUCAAAACCCCAGCAUUCGCAGAAUCUGUCACAGAGGGAGAUGUCAGGUGGGAGAAAGCUGUUGGAGACACAGUUGCAGAAGACGAAGUGGUUUGUGAGAUCGAAACUGACAAGACAUCUGUGCAGGUGCCAUCACCAGCAAAUGGCGUGAUCGAAGCCCUUUUGGUACCCGAUGGGGGAAAAGUCGAAGGAGGCACUCCUCUUUUCACACUCAGGAAAACUGGUGCUGCUCCUGCUAAGGCCAAGCCAGCGGAAGCUCCUGCUGCUGCAGCCCCAAAAGCAGAGCCUACACCGUCGGCAGUUCCUCCUCCUGCAGCACCCAUACCUGCUCAGAUGCCACCAGUGCCCCCGCCCUCACAACCUCCUUCUAGCAAGCCAGUGUCUGCCAUAAAACCCACCGCUGCCCCUCCACUAGCUGAACCAGGAGCUGGCAAAGGUCUGCGUUCAGAACAUCGGGAGAAAAUGAACAGGAUGCGGCAGCGUAUUGCUCAGCGUCUGAAGGAGGCCCAGAAUACAUGCGCAAUGCUGACGACUUUCAACGAGAUUGACAUGAGCAACAUCCAGGAGAUGAGGGCUCGGCACAAAGAUGCCUUUCUGAAGAAACAUAACCUCAAACUCGGCUUCAUGUCAGCGUUUGUGAAGGCCUCCGCCUUUGCCUUGCAGGAGCAGCCUGUUGUAAAUGCAGUGAUCGAUGACACAACCAAAGAGGUGGUGUAUAGGGAUUAUAUCGACAUCAGUGUUGCAGUGGCCACCCCUCGGGGUCUGGUGGUUCCCGUCAUCAGGAAUGUGGAAGCUAUGAAUUAUGCAGAUAUUGAACGAACCAUCAGUGAGCUGGGAGAGAAGGCACGAAAGAAUGAACUUGCCAUUGAAGAUAUGGAUGGUGGCACAUUCACCAUUAGCAAUGGAGGCGUUUUUGGCUCGCUCUUUGGGACACCCAUCAUCAACCCCCCUCAGUCUGCAAUCCUGGGCAUGCAUGCCAUCUUUGACAGGCCAGUGGCCGUGGGUGGCAAGGUGGAGGUGCGGCCCAUGAUGUACGUGGCACUGACCUACGAUCACCGGCUGAUUGACGGCAGAGAGGCUGUGACUUUCCUUCGUAAAAUCAAGGCAGCAGUAGAGGAUCCUAGAGUCCUCCUCCUGGACCUUUAGAGGGAAGCUACAUGCCCUCCAAAUCGACCAUGCAGGAACUGAAAACCAGUCUUCUCCCUGUCCCCUUGGGGG